Messenger RNA from Amaranthus tricolor (Joseph's coat), 1424 nucleotides. RefSeq names its product probable protein phosphatase 2C 8. The record is from RefSeq and is a predicted model, not a curated record. The transcript is spliced from 10 exons. Gene Ontology annotation, molecular function: protein serine/threonine phosphatase activity. Gene Ontology annotation, biological process: protein dephosphorylation. Lineage: Eukaryota; Viridiplantae; Streptophyta; Magnoliopsida; Caryophyllales; Amaranthaceae. Bases 132 to 1151 code for a protein of 339 amino acids.
CUCACCGUUAAAUGAUCAGCAAUUGCUUAUAGAAGUACUUCACCAAUGGAGUGAGUCAGACAAAAGAGACUCUAGUUCUAACUUGGUAUACCUCUUUCCAUCCUAGUCCUAAACCCCAUUUCUAUUUCAUCAUGGCCGGAAAAUCCGAAUCCUUCCAAGAACUCGAUGAUUCGGCGAAUAAGCGUAAGCCCGAAAUCGAAGUUUCCGAUUCAUCUACAAUCAAGAAACCGAAACCAAACAACAUAGAAAAUGGAUGUGAACAUGAACCAAAUUCAAGUUCUGCUAAGGAUGUUAACUCUUCGAUUAAUUCUUUUACUAUCGAAGCUGCUGCCGCCGAAGACAAGGGAUCCAGGCACACCAUGGAGGAUGCCUGUGUUGUACUUCCUCAUGCCGAUUCAAAUAAUUCCGCUAAUUUAAGAUUUGCACACUUUUCUGUAUAUGAUGGGCAUGGAGGUCGGCUAGCAGCUGAAUAUGCACAGAAGCAUUUACAUUCUAAUGUUGUUUCAGCGGGAUUACCACGUGAGUUGUUGGAUGUUAAGGCUGCCAAAAAGGCGAUUCUUGAUGGUUUUCGCAAAACUGAUGAAGCUCUUCUACUCGAAAGUGCAGCUGGAGGAUGGCAGGAUGGUGCUACAGCUGUAUGCAUAUGGGUACUAGGACGAACCGUUUUUGUCGCCAAUAUAGGAGAUGCAAAGGCAGUGGUGGCGAGAUCUAGUAAGAUUAAUGAGCUGAAUGACUCUAGUGGGUGCAGUCCAUUAAAGGCCAUUGUUCUAACCAGAGAACACAAAGCUAUCUAUCCACAGGAACGAGCUCGAAUUCAAAAGGCUGGUGGCGCAGUGAGCACAAAUGGACGCUUGCAGGGUCGUCUCGAAGUUUCAAGAGCUUUUGGAGACCGACAAUUCAAAAAGGUGGGUGUUAUUGCAACACCAGACAUUCAAUCAUUUGAUAUCACACACAACGAGCACUUCAUUAUUCUUGGCUGUGAUGGCCUGUGGGGGGUGUUCGGACCUAAUGAUGCUGUUGAAUUUGUGCACAAGAUGUUACAAGAUGGUGUACCAGUUGCUGCUGCGUGCCGCCGACUUGUUAAAGAAGCUGUUUUAGAGAGAGGCUGCAAAGAUAACUGCAGUGCAAUAAUCAUCGUUUUCAGACGCUAAUAGGCCCAUUCUAAUGGCUUUUUAUGGAAUGUAAAAGGGUCUUCUUUUGUACUUUUCAUACAAUACUUUUAGCUGUGAGGCUUGCCUAUAUGCAGUUUGUGUAUGUACUUGUUUUCCCCUUUUUUUGUGCAUUUGUGCCCUAUGUAUCAUCACUCGAAACUAGUAGUGUAGCCGUAGGAUGCCAUUAUCCUGAACUAUGUAAUCCGUUCUGAAUCAUUGUGGUGUGCUGCGUACAUCUAAAAUAGAUUAGAAAUUGUGAAGAUUUUGCGACAA